Messenger RNA from Helianthus annuus (common sunflower), 1635 nucleotides. RefSeq names its product ubiquitin receptor RAD23b. The record is from RefSeq and is a predicted model, not a curated record. The coding region runs from base 159 to 1289 and encodes 376 amino acids. Lineage: Eukaryota; Viridiplantae; Streptophyta; Magnoliopsida; Asterales; Asteraceae. Gene Ontology annotation, biological process: nucleotide-excision repair; proteasome-mediated ubiquitin-dependent protein catabolic process. The transcript is spliced from 13 exons. Gene Ontology annotation, cellular component: cytosol; nucleoplasm. Gene Ontology annotation, molecular function: ubiquitin binding; damaged DNA binding; polyubiquitin modification-dependent protein binding.
UCUGGACUUUUCCGUUAGGCAUCCCUGCAAACACACACAGUAGCCCCUUUUCCCCCUUCCUUGUGGAUCCAUUUCUAGGGUUUCGAGUUCCAAAAGCUCCCGCAUACAAUCCGUACAAUUACCGAAUCUCUUCGCAAUCGAGGUCGCUAAUCAACAACAUGAAGCUCACCGUAAAGACUCUCAAAGGGAGCCACUUCGAAAUUAGGGUUCAACCUUCAAACACUAUUAUGGCGGUUAAGAAAAACAUUGAAGAUGUACAAGGAAAAGAUAAUUACCCAUGUGGGCAACAGUUAUUGAUUCAUAAUGGUAAGGUCUUAAAAGACGAAACUACAUUGGCUGAUAACAAAAUCUCUGAGGAAGGUUUUCUUGUUGUCAUGCUUAGCAAGAGUAAGAGUUCGGGCUCAGGUGGAGCUUCAUCCACUCAGCCUUCAUCAACAACUGCUCCAGCUUCUAAUACUACCAGCACACCUGAUGCUUCUUCACAACAGCAGGCUUCUAAAACCAGCACAUCUUCUUCUGGCCCAACAACGACAAGUGUACCUGCAACUGUAACUGCACCUGUUAAUACUGAUACAUAUGGUCAAGCUGCUUCAAAUGUAGUUGAAAAUAGUAGCAUUGAGCAGACCAUUCAACACAUAAUGGAUAUAGGUGGUGGCAGUUGGGACAAAGAAACCGUUACUCGUGCCCUUCGAGCUGCUUACAACAAUCCAGAGCGAGCAAUCGACUACUUGUAUUCUGGUAUUCCCGAUACGGUAGAAGUUGCGGUUCCGGUGACUCAGCUCCCUGCAACUCAACCUAUUACUUCAAGUGCCGCACCUUUAUCUGGAGGACCUAAUGCUUCUCCGUUAAACUUGUUUCCUCAGGAAAUACCAUCAGGUGCUGCCGGAGGCAAUCUUGGAUCCCUUGAUUUUCUUAGAAACAACCAGCAGUUCCAAGCAUUGCGGUCUAUGGUACAAUCAAAUCCGCAAAUACUACAGCCUAUGCUUCAAGAGCUAGGAAAGCAAAACCCGCAACUUUUAGGACUAAUUCAGGAAAACCAUGCUGAGUUUCUUCAACUAAUCAAUGAACCUGUUGAUGCUUCUGAAGGGGAUCUCUUUGAUCAAGCAGAAGCAGACCAGGAGAUGCCUCAUGCGAUCAGUGUUACUCCAGCAGAACAGGAAGCCAUUGAACGGCUUGAGGCAAUGGGUUUCGAUAGAACUCUUGUUAUUGAGGCCUUUUUAGCCUGUGAUCGUAAUGAAGAACUGGCAGCUAAUUACUUACUGGAGAAUGCUGGUGAUUAUGAAGACUAAACGGAAGACAUCUGUGACUCUUGAAAGGUGAUUUUGACAGUUGGAGGUUUUGUGAAAACCGCAGAGAGCCGGUUUUAGGUUGGUGAUUAAUACAGGUUGGACUUUUAUUGUAUUGUCCAUGGAACUGAAGCUUUUUUAAACUUUUUUUUUUUCGUGCACUUUUUAUUUAUUUAUUUUACACCUGUGCGGAAUGUGAAGAAUUGAAGAGGAUUUUGUUUGUGCACUUGAGAAGACUUGUGUUCAUGUCUGACCAGUUUGAUACCCGCUAAUGUGUCUAUUUCGAUUUUUUUAACCCCAAGUGGUCCAUGUUGGUUUUGUUGACAGUAAAAUCAAUGUUUGUGAAUUA